Molecule: messenger RNA, 1179 nt
Organism: Raphanus sativus (radish)
Lineage: Eukaryota; Viridiplantae; Streptophyta; Magnoliopsida; Brassicales; Brassicaceae
Product: mitogen-activated protein kinase kinase kinase 20-like
Exons: 1
Coding region: 38-1111 (357 amino acids)
Biological process (GO): protein phosphorylation
Molecular function (GO): ATP binding; protein kinase activity
Source: RefSeq, a predicted model, not a curated record
UAAAGAUAGAUCAGAGCAAUAUCACUUGUGUAAAAACAUGCGGCGUUACAGGAAGAAACCAAAGAUUGAUCACAACAAACCAGAGAUGAAGUUCGUCAAGUCUCUAGGAAAGGGAACGUACGGCUCCGUCGAUCUCUUCAGCUACACGAAACACGACGGCUCAACACUCUACAACGCCGUGAAGAUCUCCGAUUCCAAACACCACAACUCUAUCGACAGAGAGCUUAAGGUUCUCUCGAAACUCAGAGGACGUCCUGGAAUCGUGCAACCUUGCGGGAACUCUCUGCUUCAAGAAACCGAUUCCAACGGAGAGAAAGUCUACAAGAUGGCCAUAGAGUACGCGGCUGGUGGUAACCUAACCGACUUCAUCCGCGUAAACCGAAGAUUAUCGGAUCCGGUUAUCAAAGACUUCACUCGGAUGAUCCUGCAAGGAUUGGUCUCGGUUCAUGAACACGGUUACGUCCAUUGCGAUCUUAAACCGGAGAAUCUCCUUCUUUUCCCGCGUCACGAUCAAGACGCGCGGUUUUAUUCGUACGAGAUAAAGAUUUCGGAUUUUGGACUGACGAUAAAGGCGGGAGAGGAGUCCGUUUGCUGGGAGACCAAGUCUCCGUUCGUCGGAACGCCGUUAUACAUGUCUCCGGAGUCGGUACGGGACGGUUCCGCCGUGGAGAAACCCCUAGACUUGUGGUCGUUAGGUUGUAUAGUGUUGGAGAUGUGUGUAGGUAAGCAUCCGUGGUUAGGGUCCAGUGUUGAUGAUGUAAAGUCUCGUUUGUUGUGUGGGAAGGCGCCGGAGAUUCCGGAGACUGUGGCGUGUGACGCAAGGGAGUUUGUGGAGAAGUGUUUCGCAAGAAAGGCUGAAGAGAGAGGAAGCGCUUCUGAGUUGUUGUUGCAUCCGUUUUUGAACGGAGAGAGGAAGGUGGAUGGCGGCGGCGGCGGAGUGAGGAGGCGGGUGGGGUUGAGGGUCAGAAAACCACCGUCGAGGUUUGAAGAUAUUGCAAAGAAGAUUUUUUCUAGCAAGUCCUCGAAGUUUAAGAGAGUUUCGAAUAAACCCCUAAAGAUGAAGAUUCUACCUGCUAGACCCCUAAGGUCUAAUUUUGUUCCCAUUCAGUAGUUUCCUAAAAAUAACCUCCGUUUACUACUCUGUCAAAAAAUGUUGAUUUUGGCAAUUGUCAAAUUGUA